Molecule: messenger RNA, 561 nt
Organism: Acaulospora colombiana
Lineage: Eukaryota; Fungi; Glomeromycota; Glomeromycetes; Diversisporales; Acaulosporaceae
Source: the annotation of a GenBank genome assembly
AUGCGCGACAUUCUCAAGACUGAAGAGCUCGAUGUCCCAGAGGGCGUUAAAGUCGCCAUCAAAUCACGACUAAUCACUGUGGAAGGCCCGCGUGGAAAGCUGGAAAAGAAUGUUCGCCACAUAAACAUGGACAUCCAGCUCAUCAAGGGCAAGAAGAACAAGGUUACCUUGGCCGUCUGGCAAGGAGGUAGGAAGCAUGUCGCUUGCCUAAGAACAAUCAAGUCUUUGAUUGAGAAUAUGGUUACUGGUGUCACAAAAGGCUUCCAAUACAAGAUGCGUCUUGUCUAUGCCCAUUUCCCAAUCAACUGCAUCAUCCAAGAUAGUGGAAGGACCGUAGAAAUCAGAAACUUCUUGGGAGAGAAGACUGUCCGACAUGUACCAAUGUUGGAAGGGGUCACUAUCUCGGAAUCUAAGAAUCAAAAGGACGAGCUCAUCUUGGAAGGAAACGAUGCCCGUUUAGCUGCCUCCAUCCACGGUGCCUGCCCGGUUCGCAACAAGGAUAUCCGAAAGUUCUUGGAUGGCAUUUAUGUGUCUGAAAGGGGAACUGUCCUCACAGAUUAG